This is a messenger RNA of Drosophila subpulchrella, 3820 nucleotides long. RefSeq lists its product as uncharacterized. NCBI's taxonomy places the organism in Eukaryota, Metazoa, Arthropoda, Insecta, Diptera, Drosophilidae. Bases 114 to 3752 code for a protein of 1212 amino acids. The record is from RefSeq and is a predicted model, not a curated record. The transcript is spliced from 2 exons.
UUAGCCUAGGUAUCAAUACUUCCUAUCUGAAAUACUCAGCUAAAUUUCAAGUUGAACAAAAAUUAAAAAAGGAAAAUUUCGUUGUGUUAAAUUAGAAUUCCAGACAUUCGAAAAUGGCGAUCAGCCGACAGGAUCUGCGCCGUUUGGCCAGCACUCCCAGCUGCGGUCCUCGGUUCACCAAAAGCCAGACGAGCAACACGUAUAUCAGCUAUACUGACAUGGGUCUGGGCAGCAAGUUAUACGGCGGAGGAUCUUCCAGGGGGGAACCCAGCUGCGAUCACUGGCAGUUCUGCGAGAAGGUGCCUAAUCGCUCGGAAGUGGAGGCCGACUCCUUGGGCAGUCCCGUUGGUCUGGUCUGCUCGAACGCCACCUUGAACAAUCCCUGCGGAAGUUCUCCGAUGCAGCAGGAGGCGAAUGUCCUUAAUUUCGCCACCUACCUGAAGGCUUUUGCCUUGAUUUAUGUCCUGCCGGAAGUGGAUUGGACGGCAGAGAAGAUCGACAUGCUGCUGGAGGAGGGCACUGAUUUAUUCCGAGCCAGCUCCGAAGUGGAUCAGGGGAAGGACGUCCAGGAGGAACACAAGCUGCUCGAGCCGGAGAUCUACACCAACGAGGAAAAGCGGAUUAAGAGGAACUUUAACCUUGAAGGGCACACCUUUACUUUGGCAUUGGAACCUCGAUAUCUGGGGGCGGGAUCGAAGCCCCUGGAGCAGCAGCCCCCGCAUACCAUUGAUAAUUUAAGGCCCGUUCUACUCAAUUUCUUCAAAUCUAGUCGCUACUGUCUCCUGCUCACCCGAGUUGGUCACCUGCUUGUCUGGCGGCGCAGAAAGGUGUUCUUUGUCCUGGAUGUGAAGGGCAGAAGGAAGGAAGACCUUGAGACCGUCCAGGAUAACGGGGUGGCCAUGCUGGUGUGUCUAAAAACCAUAGACAAUGUAGUCCAUCUGGCCAGCAACUUGAGUGGCAUUUCGCCCCAAGACGAGUUCACCAUUCGGGAACUGGUGGUUGUGCGUUUGGAGACCCCAGAUGGACGCAUCUAUAUGCGCGACACUAGCCACCGAUCCAUCGAAUUUAAGGUGGUAAACAAAAGCUAUGCCUACCUGAAGGGCACUCUGCACCUCUCGCUAAACGAAGAUGAACCGGUCAGAAACCGGAGCAGCCUGAUGGUGGCCGUGGGCUCAAUCCUGGCCAGCAAAAUCGAUCACCCAGCCAACUGGGACACCAACAUGCUGGAUCGUUUAAUCUGCUACGGAGUGGAGCUUUGUCGGAACUGCUGGUCGGAUUGCUUGAGGGAUCGGCGACCCAUUGACCUGGACACCUUUCCCACGCAGCUCAGGAUGGGCCAGUAUGUACUCGAGCUGAAGCUGAUCCCGAAUGUGAGGACAGGCCACUGGAAGUGCGGCGUCCGUAUCAUUGGCACCGACUUCGAAGCGCACGUCUCGGAGGCUCUCAAGGAGUUCGGCAACGUGGUGUUCCAGAUCAACAAUCAGAUGUACGCCAUUUGGGUCAAGGAUGAGUUCUACUACCUGCUCGAUCCCUAUCGCCACACGAUCGUGGGCACCCAUGUGGCGGAGGACAAGGGAGAGGGCGCCAAGUGGGCCACGGUGCGCAUGUUCCGCGACCAGCUGACCAUGCUCAGCGUGUUCCACCAGCUGCUGAAGGAGUCCAACCGGCAGUCGGCCUACUAUCUGCAUGUGGUGCGUAUCCGUAAUCUCGCCGAGUGUCCCGAAGGAUACGCCUUGGCUCCGUUGUCCGAGGACGUGGACAAUCACGACGUGAAGUCCCUGAACGAACCCAUCCUGUUUAAUGAGCAGCAAGGGGUAAGUGUCUGUGAUAAGUCCCUCGCCGAUAUCAGCGACUACGAGGAGGAUGUUAUCAGUCGCAUAGGGGAUAAAUUCGACAUCGAGAAAUUUCGAUUUUUGGAUGAGCCCCAGGAUGCAGGGGCAGAGUGUGAAAUGUGCGAGGAGGAGUGUGAGUUUCAGACCGAAUGUCGCAUUACGCCCUGCAAAAAUAAUAGUCCCAGCGCCUGUACAAGAACCAGGAUGCCCAAUCUGGAGAAAAGGGGAAUCCAGGGAAAUUUCGAAAAGAAAACCUCUAAGAGAAGCGUGGAACUGGCCAGGCCUUCACCAAUUAACGGACAAUUUGUAAAUUCCUAUAGGCAGACUGGCGGAAGGUCUUCUAUUCAAUCACCCGAAAAGUCCCCUGUACGUUUCACAUCUAAAGCAGUGACAUCUCCUGGAAGGUGUAUAAAACGAAAUAUGAAAACCUCCAGACAAACUGGCGGCACGGGUUGUAGCUAUCUUUCUGCCAAGUCCCCUGAACGUGUCAGACCUAAAGACGGUUUAUCUCCUGGCAGGAUUAUGAAAGAUAAUGUGAUAGCGCCUAGGCAAACUGGCAAUAGGGGUUUGAAACCUUCUUCCGAAAGGUUCCCCGUAGUUUCCACAUCUCCAGAAGUGUCAUCCCCUGGUAAAAUUCUAAAAAAAAGUAUAAAAACCGCCAGGAAAAUGGGUGGCAGGUCUCCUGUACGUUCCAGGUCUAGAGAUGGGUCAUCUCCUGUAAGGAUUAUGAAAAAGAUCUCCAGGCAAACUGGCGGCAUGUCUUUUAGAGAUUCACCCAUUACAAAAACCUCUAGAAAAACUGGCGCAACGACUUCCAGUCCUACCGCAGAGUGGUCUAGAUCUAGAGAAGGGUCUUCUCCUGGAAGGAUUAUGAAAAAAAAUGUAAAGACCGCCAGGGAAAGUGGCGGCAGGUCAUACAACCAUACUCCCUCCAAUUCUCCUGUACGUUCCAAGUCUAGACACAGGCCACCUCCUGGCAAGACUGCUCUCAAACGCUCUUCAAGGGGAAACACUUCAAAUGGGCCAGGUGCCAAAGUUCCUAAUGCCAAAGAACCAAAUAUUUCAGAUGGUGCCCCCAAACUAUUACUGCCCCACCCUGCAAUCACUAAAAGUCCCUAUACCAAACCUGUGCCUCCGCAUAGAUCAAAUAUUACAGAAGCAGCCACAAAUGACCGAACACCCCACAAAGGCGAAAUGCAUCAUAGAGAGGAACCCAGAGAACGGGCAACCCUUAACGAAUCAGCGAAGAUGGUCUUAGCUCAGGGUCACAUACUGAAGCAGUCCGUGGAUAAGUCCAAUGGUCUUGGCGUGGCUCCUGUGGCCAACGCCCACCUUAAUACACCCGCUGUCUCGGAUUUUGUCCGCCAACUAGACCAAAUGGAGACAAUUUCGCUUCCGGCGCCAGGUUUUCAAACAGCUGGGGAAUCCAACGAACAUCCUGAAGGGUGCUGUUGCCGUGGUGGUGCAGAGAAUACCACGGAGAGAAGCGAAUGCCAAGCUUCGCUGCCCAAAUACCCCGGUUUUAAUCGGGUGCCGCAGCUCCUGGCCGUCGCUGGAUCCGAGAGUGGAACCAUAGAGAGCCUUAACCGGGUGCUGGGCUCCGCUUUCAAGGUGGCCAAUCGGGUGCUUACGAUGACACCGUGGGGCAACUACGUGGUCUUCAGGCAUCACCCCACCCACAGGUCGGAGUCGGAGUCGGCGGCCUCGUGGUUCUACUUGUUCGAUGGCUGUACCUGCGACAUUGAUCGAUUUCGGCACUUGGACCUCUCCACGGGCACGGCCGGUUUGAUCGCAUUCCGCAAGCAGUCGGAGGUGGUGUGUCACAUCAUCGAUUCGCGGGAGGAGAAGGCCCUUAAUACGCUGCGCAACCAGCUGGAGGAUCCUCCCCAUAAAAGGAUGAAAAAGCUGUUGGUUCGUUGACACUCGGAAAGAUAUUUUUCAAAAUUAAAUUGGCCAUAUAAAUAAAAUUUUAAGUGAGCUAAACUUUC